UAGUAUCCUCUUAGUCGGCAAUGGACUGCUAUUUCUAGUGUCCUAAGUCUUCUAAGGUCUAAUUCUAGUGGCUUUCCACGAGGGAGACCCACCGUUCCUGUCAAUGUGAUUUGUUACAUUGCCUGUUCCUCGAUUGGAGAAAAAACUUUUUUUCUUUUUUUUUCUUUUCCUGUCAUUCUUUUUUUUUUUUUUUACUUUCCAGUUUUCUGGCGGAUCCGAAGCCGACGAACUAACGAUCGGACUAAGGCUGAAUGAGGUUCCAUUAUCAGGCUUGAAACCUGACUUGAACACAACAAAAAGGCCUUGUUCGCUGUUAAGUCCAACCCUUGCCUCUUUUUUCCCUUUUUCUUCCACAUCCUUUUUCUCUCUCUCACUCACUCCAUUGUUCUUAAUUCACCUCUUUGGUUAAAUUUACUUUUUUUGUGGUUUCAACCGACUCGACAAGGGGUUCCCGACAUUUUCCAAUUGAUACGAACUGCAUUCCAAACUGGUUUGCCUUUUUCUGCCUAUCAGCCCAUCCGCCCACCUACCAAUCAGCUUCUUUUUCUAUUAAAGAACCACCCGACUCAUCUGAGGUAUACUUCGACCUCUCAUCCGACACCAACAGUCACCAUGAAUCGUCUCUUGAAGAUUGCUGUCUUCUCUUUGGUCGCAUCCUCUGCGAUUGCGACCGCCGCCCCUGAGCAGGUGGAGUCCGAGGCUAGCACCGUGUCCGACAAGUCCGACUUCUACAGCUAUCUCGAGAACAUCGAUGGUGAAUCCAUCCACAAGGCUCUUCACUUGUUCGAGAAGUUCCGCCAUGGCGUCUUUCGCUCCGACGAAGAAGCCGUGGACGCUCUCAGUGCCGAGGAUAACUCGCUCUCCUCCCAGCUGAAAAUCAAGAGGGACAACAGCUCUUCCGCUGUAGAGCCCUCAGCCACUGCUGUAGUACCAUCCUCUCCUACUCAAGCUUCCUCUCCCUCUUCCAACACCGAAGCUCCCGCUUCCCCCACGGAAGCUCCCUCCUCCCACACCACUGAAGCUCCCUCUCCUUCCUCUUCUUCCACUACAGAGGCUUCUUCUGCUUCUUCUGCUUCCUCGUCUGACUCGUCGACUUCUCAGGCGGAACCAACCCCCUCAGCUGAGCCCACGGCCACGCCGACUCAAAAGACCACCGUCGAACCCACUACCACGGAGCCCACCACCACCGAGAAGCCAACAACUCCUACCCCAACCUCGGACAAGACCACCGAAAAGCCCACCACCAGUGAGCAGCCUACAACCAGCGAGAAGCCAACCACCUCCGACAAGACCACCUCCGACAAGACUACUGAGAAACCCACCACCACCAACCAACCUUCGCCCACCACUACCGACAAGCCAACCACCUCCGAAAAGACUACUUCGGAUAAGACCACCGAGAAGCCCACCACCAGCGCAGACUCCACCACCACCAAGGGCCCAACCACCAUGCAAACCACCACCACCGGCCCCGAACCCACCACCACCGAACACACAACCAAGAACACAACCCCCUACACCUCCACCUACAAGAGUACCACCACUCUCCCCAACGGCGAACGAAGCACCAUCACCUCCAUCACCGUCGUGCACCCCACCGAAACCGACAUCGCUACUCCCACUGGCGCCGCCCCAGGCCUGCAAACUGAUAACGCAGCCCCUACUACCGAUCUCACCCGCGAACUCUUCGUCAUGGUCGGUGGUGCCGCUGUCGUGGCCAUGGCGCUGUAAUCGGGACAUGAUGUUCUUCAAAAUUUGACCUGGAUUGUUUUCUUCUUCUUGUUCUUCUGCAUAAAUGGCGUUUGGCUUUUCCCUCCGAAAAUAUUCUAUUCUACUGUUAUGUUGUUAUUUAUCCUUUCUAACGCCAGCUUACGAUCCUUGCAUAAAUGGCGUCUUCUUCCGACAUGUGUCUCUCCUUUGAAGUUAGGGGUCUAGGGUUUGUGGUGUCACUCCUUUAAAUGUGGUUCUGUCGAGCGUGUGCAUAUUUAGAUUUUGUUCUGCAUUGCAGAUCUUGAGCAAUUGAGAUAUUGGUAGAUUUACUGGAGUUGUGUUUC
This is a messenger RNA of Aspergillus pseudotamarii, 2054 nucleotides long. Its product is annotated as putative GPI anchored cell wall protein (Dan4). The transcript has a single exon. The record is from RefSeq and is a predicted model, not a curated record. Bases 613 to 1731 code for a protein of 372 amino acids. NCBI's taxonomy places the organism in Eukaryota, Fungi, Ascomycota, Eurotiomycetes, Eurotiales, Aspergillaceae.